Trifolium pratense (red clover) is the source of this 1642-nucleotide messenger RNA. RefSeq names its product dehydrogenase/reductase SDR family member FEY-like. The record is from RefSeq and is a predicted model, not a curated record. The coding region runs from base 158 to 1291 and encodes 377 amino acids. The transcript has 8 exons. Lineage: Eukaryota; Viridiplantae; Streptophyta; Magnoliopsida; Fabales; Fabaceae.
AACUCAACUGAGUCAACUCAGCGAAUCUCAAAAAACACUGUAACUCACUCACCAUUGUACAAAUCGAAGCAAAAACCACACUCUAUUUAUCCUUUUCCUACUAAAGACAGAUCUCAGAUUCUCUCUACUCUCACAAACUCACACCAGAGAAACAAACAUGGCAACAACACCGUCUUCUUCAAGCAAAGAUCCAUUGAAGAAUAAAAAGAAGCAAUGUUUGGGUUGGAUAGAAUGGUUAAGAGGAUGGUUUAAUUUAAUCUACGAAUUUCUAUUCCAAAGAAUCAUGGCUAGUCAUUUACAUAACCCUAUGCCACUUCCACCAAUUAAUGAUCUCACUUGUAUUGUUACUGGUUCAACUAGUGGCAUUGGUCUUGAAAUUGCUAGGCAAUUGGCAGAAUCGGGGGCACAUGUUGUUAUGGCCGUAAGGAACACAAAGCGGGCUAAUGAGUUGAUCCAGAAGUGGCAGAUUGAAUCGGCAGGAUUGGGUAUUGCACUCAAUGUUGAGGCAAUGACAGUUGAUCUUCUCUCAUUGGAUUCGGUUGCAAAGUUUGCUGAAGCUUGGAAUGCACGCGCAGCACCCUUGCAUGUUCUCAUUAAUAAUGCCGGCAUUUUUUCCAUUGGAGAACCACAAAAGUUUUCAAAAGAUGGUUAUGAAGAACACAUGCAAGUGAAUCAUCUUGCUCCUGCUUUGCUUUCAAUACUUCUUUUGCCAUCCCUUAUCAGGGGCUCUCCUAGUCGAAUUGUGAAUGUGAACUCCAUUAUGCAUCAUGUUGGCUUUGUUGAUUCUGAAGACAUGAAUGUCACGUCUGGAAAAAGAAAAUUUUCUAGUUUGGUGGGAUACUCAAGCAGCAAGUUAGCACAGGUUAUGUUCAGCAGUGUUCUUUUUAAGCGACUACCUGCUGAAGCUGGCAUCAGUGUAUUGUGUGCAUCGCCUGGAAUUGUCCAAACCAAUGUUGCAAGGGAUCUUCCAAAAUCUAUUCAAACUGGAUAUCAUUUGAUACCUUACUUCAUCUUUAAUGCUCAAGAAGGUUCUAGGAGUACACUUUUUGCUGCAACCGAUCCUCAAAUUUCGGAGUAUUGCGAGUUGUUGAAAUCAGAUGAAUGGCCUGUUUGUGCUUAUAUUUCCCACGAUUGUCGACCUGCAAAUCCUUCAGAAGAAGCACACAAUCUUCAAACAUCAUUUGAAGUAUGGGAAAAGACAUUAGAGAUGAUUGGCCUUCCUUCAGAUUCUGUGGAGAAGUUUCUAGAGGGCGAAGAAGUUAAAUGUCGUUACGGACAAGAACAACAAUGAUGAAAACAAGAAACAAUUCGAUAAUCACAAGUAUUCCCAAAUGCUCAUCCUUAAUGAAGGACACUUCACUAUUUUUUCAACUACAAUGAUAUGCCUUGUAGGGGGGGGGGGGAAUUUCCAAAUCCAAAAAGUUUAGGUACAUUGAUUAUUUUUAUAUUUUUCAUCUUAUUUAUACCUACAAACAGGUGAUUUGGUUUUAAUGUUUUGAGUUUUUGAUGACAUUUUGAUGGUCAUUUAUAGGAGUUAGAACUACAUUAAUAUUAUAUUGUACUUGUAUAAAUAAUAACCCUUGUAAUUGGUGAAUGUGACUGUCCUAAAGAAAUAGAGGGUUCCAUCUUACAUUGUUUUCAA